Molecule: messenger RNA, 1208 nt
Organism: Alligator sinensis (Chinese alligator)
Lineage: Eukaryota; Metazoa; Chordata; Crocodylia; Alligatoridae
Gene: FAM237A
Product: family with sequence similarity 237 member A
Exons: 3
Coding region: 612-1070 (152 amino acids)
Source: RefSeq, a predicted model, not a curated record
CCAGAGAGUUGGCACAGGAUGCACAAUGUCUUCUGCAUCUUUCCCAUCGAGGCCUGGCCCCUCCCACUCAUGCAUGCCCAUGCCAUCCACCCGGGGCCCCAGCUGGAGCCAGGAAGAGAUUGGGGACCUCGUAGUGCUCUGGGGUGAUGCAGAGGUCCAGAGGCAGUUUGUGUGGGGUGGGUGUUCAAAUACCCACAUUUAUGAGGCCUUGUCAGGUGGGAUGUGGAAGCACAGGCACUCCCAAUUGAUGUGGCAGUGCUGCAUAAAUAUCAGGCUUUGUGGGCACAGUGGGUGGCUGUGACCGACCACAAUCAUUAGUCUGGUCAUGCCCCUAAGACCAUGCCCUUUAUGUGGCAGCUGACCAACAUUUUGGUACCCCAGGGUCCAGGCGAUAACCCUGAAGUUUUCACCAGCAGGGGUGGCCUGCCUGAGGCCCCAACCCACCCUCAUCCCUCCAGUGACAGAUCACCAGAGGAGGGGCCCUUAGGUGCUUCCCAGUUCCCCAGCCCAUCUCCCCAGCUUCUACAUCCACUAGCAGCUCAGGGAGCCCUAGCCAUCUGCUCCUUGUGGUAGGGUCUCAGGCUGUGCAGGGACCAAGGCAGCCGCUGGCCAUGUCGCUGCCAGCAGCACCAGCUCGUCCCGGGGGGGCGCCCUGUUUGGGCACCAGCCUGCAACACACCAUGGGCUGCAGACACUGGAUGCAGCUGGAUGCCAUCGCCGAUGGAGAGGCUCACGCUGAGCCACCAGCCUUGGCCAUGGGGGGCAGCAUCUGGACAUGGGGGAGAGGCCACCAGCCCAAGCAGGGAUGUGGACUCCAGGUUGCCACCACAUGGCGUUGGAGCCCUCCGCAUGCACCAACAACACGCACAAGAUUGGACCCUCCUGCUCCAGUGGCUGGUGGAGGUGGCCAAGGAGUGGGAGGAGCAUUUUCUCACCUUCAGAGGAUAUUGGCACUGAAGAAGAAAGAGCUGAUUGAAGACUUUGUAAGCAUCCAUGUGCACAAGAGUGGAUCAACAUUACUGGGAAGAGUCACAGGGGAUCUAGGAAUUAAGAGGAAACAGCAUCUCUAGUCCUAGAGGAAUGGACUUUUUAAAACCUGAUUGUCCUUUCAUUUUUGCCUUUUGUCUACAUUGAACAGUUGCUUUACAUGGACGGAGAGUGCCUGUGCUAUACUCACUGUACAUUGGGUUAACUUGAAUUUGUUUGAC